UGGAAAUCUCGUGUACAAAGAGAAAAAUCAUCAACAUGAAAAUCUUCGUCUUCAUUUUGGUGACUUCAUCUUGUGUCGAGAGUUCGCAAGCGGCGCCGACUCAUCUUAAAGAUGACGUUUGUCAAAAGAUGUGGGACAAUGCUGAAAAUAAUCUGCUGCUUCCUGGAGAAUUAGCAGUCAAUACGGGUAAUUACCCAAACGCCUUGUUCAUGCUGGUGAAAGGAGGAGGAUCCCGAGGAGAAAAAAAACUUCAAAGUCCCGUGUUUACUACAUUCCAUGAUUUAUUAGUGGACUAUCAAGCUGCCCCUUACAAUUUUGAGCAGCAACAUGUAAAGAACUUCAUCUCUGCAGUAACCCAACCAAGCGGACCCGUGGAAGCGGCAUUCAAUUACCUGAAAACUCAAAAGAAAGCACUUCCAUAUGGCGUGAAUACUCUGACAAAGUUUGGAGAGGUCUUAAAAAAAAUGUGGUUCUUAUACAGCCAUGGCUUUAAACAUGUUUUUGUUGGUAAUGAAAGAACGUACGAUUUCAACGGAUUUCACAAUUGGUACCAGUUUUAUACAGAAGAACCUAACUUCCUGAGAGGUUUCUCAUUCACAUGGAGAGGGCUGCAAAAGGGCGCACCAAGCAGCAUGUUUGUUGGAACAAGCCCAGCGUUUGAUUUGGCCUUGUUCACCACUUGCUUCCUUCAAGGACGCGGAGAUGGUGGAGGAGGAUAUCCGUACGACAGAGCAACAACCAACUGUAUGUGUGAAAUAAAUGUACCCGGGAUCGGGAAAAGCAAAGUAAAGGUUACAACCGUCGAGAACAAGUUUGGCGAGGUCGUCUCUGCCUAUCCAACAGACGUAUAUUAG
Stylophora pistillata is the source of this 854-nucleotide messenger RNA. RefSeq names its product uridylate-specific endoribonuclease-like. Lineage: Eukaryota; Metazoa; Cnidaria; Anthozoa; Scleractinia; Pocilloporidae. Gene Ontology annotation, molecular function: RNA endonuclease activity. The record is from RefSeq and is a predicted model, not a curated record.